AUACUACUUCCUAUCUGAAAUAACGUAGCUUGAUAGCUUUAAAGUGUGUCAUGAUAAUUCGUUAUUAGAAGAUGAAUUGUCUAUGCUAGUGUACUUAUAAUGAAUAUUGUGUGAUAUAUUAUUGAUUAUAAAUUCAAGAAAUUCGUGUAGACUGACCAGAGUCCACGAAUUUCUGACAUACUUUUUAUAAGUAUGUUUUCUCGAUGUUCAAUAUAGUAAUUUGCGUAUAGUUCUGUAAUGAUAGAGAAGGAAAAGAGAAAAAAAGAAAAGGAAAGGAAAGGAAGAGUAAAAAAAAAAAAAGUGCAUUUUGUUUAGAGCCUAUUAGUGAACUCAUUAGAAGUUCUUUCUAACAGGCUCAUGUAUUAGACAUUGUGAUAGUGAGAGAUGAUUAGUGAGAAUUAUUUUGAGAAUUGUAUUUGGUGUGCAUCCCUCUAGUGGCGAAUAUAGGAGGAUCACCACACAUUAAUACGCGACCGCACCCGUCUCUAUGUGUGGUGAUUCAUAGAUAUAAUAUUUAUCGAAUUUUACGCCAAAACUAAAUGCAAAAUGACAGAGGUUCACAAUUUAGGUGUUGAUGCCAUUAGUUGUCAUGCUUGGAAUAAAGAUAGAAAAGAGGUGGCAAUCUGUCCAAAUAAUAAUGAAAUUCAAGUUUACAAACGAACGUCGAGCGGUUGGAAAUUGUUACAAAACUUGCAAGAACAUGAUAUGCAUGUCAUGGGUAUUGAUUGGGCACCAAAUACCAAUCGAAUAGUAACAUGUUCUGCGGAUAAAAAUGCAUAUGUUUGGACACAAGAAGGAGAUGGAAAAUGGAAUCCAGCAUGGGUUCUUUUAAGAAUAAAUCGAGCAGCAACUUGUGUAAAAUGGUCUCCAUUAGAAAAUAAAUUUGCUGUUGGAUCUGGAGGUAGAGUAAUAGCUGUUUGUUAUUUUGUAUCUGAAAAUAAUUGGUGGCAGUGCAAGCAUAUAAAACGCCCAUUGAGAUCCACCGUAACUACAGUUGAUUGGCAUCCAGACAAUAAAGUUCUAGUUGCUGGGUCCACUGAUUAUAAAGUUCGUAUAUUUAGUGCAUUCAUUAGUGAUAUGGAAGAUGCACCUGGUAAUGGUCCUUGGGGUCAUAGCAAUACUUUAGGAACAUUACUCGCUGAAUUCCAAAAUACUCCUAAUGGAGGAGGUUGGAUACACUCUGUUGCAUUUAGUCCUUGUGGUAAUAAAAUUUGUUGGGUAGCACACAAUUCAUCGAUUUGCAUUGCAGAUGCUACUAAAGGAAAUGCAGUUAUACGAUUGUAUACAGAGCAUUUACCAUUUUUAAGUUGUGUAUGGAUGGGGUCCAAUUCCAUUGUUGCUGUGGGACAUAGUUGUAUGCCUAUGUUAUAUUCCAUAGACGACCAUGGUCAACUAUAUUUUGUAUCAAAACUAGAUAAUACACAAAAAAAAGAAGCUGCCGGUUUGUCUGCCAUGCGUAAAUUUCAAUCGUUAGAUCGCCAAGCGAGAACUGAUACGAAUGACAAUGCCUUGGAUAGUAUUCAUCAAAAUACAAUUAAUUGUGUACGCAAAGUAUCAGAUAACGAAUUUAGCACGAGUGGUUUAGACGGUCAAUUGGUAGUUUGGGAUCUUAAGCUUCUGGAAAAUUCCAUUGCUGGUCUCAAGAUAUCAUAGAUAAAAAUCUUUUUUUUAUAUCGAAGGAAGACGGAAUCAAAGGAAGAUAUUACAUCCGAAGAAAAGAUGUAUAAAUGUUAAAUCUGAAA
Apis dorsata (giant honeybee) is the source of this 1742-nucleotide messenger RNA. RefSeq names its product actin-related protein 2/3 complex subunit 1A-A (gene Arpc1). The transcript has 6 exons. Gene Ontology annotation, molecular function: actin filament binding. Gene Ontology annotation, biological process: Arp2/3 complex-mediated actin nucleation. Lineage: Eukaryota; Metazoa; Arthropoda; Insecta; Hymenoptera; Apidae. The record is from RefSeq and is a predicted model, not a curated record. The coding region runs from base 547 to 1653 and encodes 368 amino acids. Gene Ontology annotation, cellular component: actin cytoskeleton; Arp2/3 protein complex.